Messenger RNA from Penicillium riverlandense, 2970 nucleotides. RefSeq names its product armadillo repeat protein. The coding region runs from base 1 to 2970 and encodes 989 amino acids. Gene Ontology annotation, molecular function: protein binding. NCBI's taxonomy places the organism in Eukaryota, Fungi, Ascomycota, Eurotiomycetes, Eurotiales, Aspergillaceae. The transcript is spliced from 3 exons. The record is from RefSeq and is a predicted model, not a curated record. Gene Ontology annotation, biological process: proteasome-mediated ubiquitin-dependent protein catabolic process. Gene Ontology annotation, cellular component: GID complex.
AUGACACGAGCUUCUGCACCGCCGAUUCUGCUGCAGCUCCACAGCCCAGAGUCGGUCUCCGCGCAAGUAACAUCAUUGCGCAACCUCAAGAAUGAGUUGAUCGGCCAUGACCAGCGCAAGGAAGCCUACGUCAACGCGGGUGUCAUUCCUGCUCUGGCGCAGGUGCUCACCUCGAGACGACCGACCGAGUUCAAUGGAUCGGUACAAGAGAAAUCAAAGUCAGAAGAGUUGGAGGCCUGUCUUCAGGCGAUUCUGAUCGUUGGAAGCUUAGCACAAGGUGGCCCGACAUUUCUUGCUCCCAUAUUCGCCAGCAAUAUUCUUCCCACUCUCCUCUCCAUCCUGUCUUCCCAAGAAUGCCCACUCUCGUUCCGCCUUCCUAUUCUCAGAGUCCUAAGCACGAUUGCGGAUCGUCUACCGCUGCAGAGUCAAGAGCAAUGGCCUCGGGACACACGCUUGGCCGAUCUUCUCUUCGCCUCUGAGCACAUUGGGUGCCUCACUCGGAUUCUUGGAGAAAAUUACGGAUCCGCCCAGAUACAGACGUCCAUCGAGUUGGCCGCUGCCCUGAUUGGGAAGCUGUGCACGGAGGAGAGCCAUAAGACAGCACUAGCAGAGUGUGGGGUGCUGGAUGCCCUGGCGGUCAAGAUUGCCUCUUUUGUGGUGGCACAGGGAUUUGUGCUCCCUGGUGCCGAGGACCAUCUCCAAUAUCUAGGUGCUUUGGAGGCAAUCCCGUCGCCAGCUCCUGCAUCUGCCCAUCUGGCACCGAUUCUCCGCGCAGUUACGGUGAUCAUUGAGCAUUCUAAAUGGCGCGCGGAGCAUCUCCUCUCGUCGCCCGCAAUUGUGACGGUAUUUCCCAAGCAGGUACCGGGCUUUUCUCCAUCCGACAUCAAAAAGGGACCAUGGGGAACACCGUAUCUUGGAAGCUCAGCGGUGCCACGGCCCGUUGGCCCCAAUCCGGUCGAUGAGCUGCUGCCCUCAGUCCCACUCGCCCAUGCCAAAGCGUCUCCUAACGCCGCGAAUUUCCCACCUCUGGGGCACGGGGGCUCGCAGCGUCGGCACAGUAGCCACUCUUUCCCCACGCCGUUCUCUCUGACGGAGACGCCUAUCCCUGAGGAAGACGAGAACUCCAUUGUUCCAUGGCUUCUGUGCAUUCUGCGUUCGGAAAAUGGCAUGGCACGCCUGAUGGCUGCCCGUCUGGUCACGGCGCUGUUCCGGCUGGGAUUGGCAAAGAAGCACCGGGUGCCUAUGUUUAGUUAUCUGCUUAUCCCCAUCCUCAUUCGAAUGCUUGACAAGGACUUUUCCUUACCAGAUGAAGGUGGUCCCAACUACAACGGGUUGAUCUCGCCGACACAAUGCCUGAAAGAGGAGGCUCCAGCAGUACUGGCCAAUUUGGUAAUGGAUGAUCAAGAAUUGCAGAAACAUGCGGUUGAUGGCAGUGCGCUCAAACGGUUGUCCCAACUUUUGAAGGAGACAUAUAAUCCAGUUCCAGAGAGCUCACGACCAAUGUGGCAAGCAGAAAGUGAUACUUUAGCUACAGAUUCCGAGUCAGUGUCGGCGGAGUGCCGCCUUGGGCCUCCAGGCUACUCGCCAACAUUGUGCCAUGUUAUGCGGUAUCGGGAGAGCAUUCUCAAGGCUUUGGCAGCCUUGGUUCCGUUCAAGGACGAGUAUCGCAAGGCGGUCUGUGAGAAUGGCGUGGUCCCCUACAUUAUUGACUCGCUCAAGCCACGGCCAAGUGAUGCACCGGCGGACGCUUCGAUUCCCAAGAACACGGCCGCUGACGGCAACCCGACUCCGACGCUGCUGGCUGCUUGUGGCGCGGCGCGGAUGUUGACGAGGUCGGUCAGCGUGUUGAGGACUAGCCUAAUUGACGCUGGGGUCGCCCAGCCUCUGUUUGCUCUCAUUAAGCAUCCAGAUUUAGAGGUGCAGAUCGCAGCUACAGCGGCAAUCUGCAACCUCGCAUUGGAUUUCAGUCCCAUGAAAGAGGCAAUCAUCUCCGCCGAUAUUAUCCCACUUCUGUGCGAGCAUGCUCAUUCGUCCAACACCAAGCUCCGCAUUGAAUCUCUAUGGGCACUGAAACACGUAGUCUACAAUACAUCGAACGACAUCAAGAUGAAAGUCGUCGCAGCACUGGGUCCAGCCUGGAUUUGGCAAGUCAUCAGCCAAGACCCUGUCAGCAACUUGACGAAACGAGGGAUGGAGGACGAGAUGGAUCAGGGCGCUGGGAUUGCCAUGGGUCGAGCCAACUCAGCCGGGGAACAAGUCGACAUUUUGAAUCCCAUGGAGGAAGCCGGCUCACGGGACGAAGGCUUCAAGACGACGGACACCAUGCCGCCGUCGAAGAUGAGUUUGGAAAUGUUCCUCCCGGAUGCUCGACGCCGACGCAAACUGGUCCUGCAUGGCGACUUGGAGCAAUCGACCCAGGCACGACAGGACGAUAUUGCGGUUCAAGAGCAAACGUUCGACUUGCUACGCAAUAUCAUCUGCGGUCCGGGCGCUCCCGAGAUGAUCGAUCAUUUGUUCAAAGAGAUCGGGCAGGACGAGCUCCUUGGCGCGCUGGCAGAUAACCUGCGGUCACGCAGCAUCCAGCUUCCCCAUCGCCGCGAGUCCUCUAGUCGAUCCCUGCAAAUCCCCGUGGAGAUCCUGAGCUCGGUCACGGCGCUGAUUAUCCACCUGGCUGCGGGCCUCCCCCGACACCGGCAGCUGCUUGUGUCGCACCGCAACCUAAUGCGUUCGCUGACCGACUACUUCAACCAUACCCAUCGUGAAGUACGGGUGAACUGCGUAUGGGUAGUGAUCAACCUCAUCUACGAAGAAGAUCAGAGUGACCGUGAAGGGUGCCGUGAGCGCGCUGCCAAGCUGCGGUCACUAGGGAUCGCAGACCGGCUGGCCAGUUUGACGGACGAUUCAGAUUUGGACGUGAAGGAGCGCACCAAGACAGCGGUGCACCUACUGAACUCGCUAGCGCCGGCAUGA